This is a messenger RNA of Cheilinus undulatus (humphead wrasse), 2763 nucleotides long. RefSeq names its product finTRIM family, member 82 (gene ftr82). Gene Ontology annotation, molecular function: zinc ion binding; protein binding. NCBI's taxonomy places the organism in Eukaryota, Metazoa, Chordata, Actinopteri, Labriformes, Labridae. The transcript has 7 exons. The record is from RefSeq and is a predicted model, not a curated record. The coding region runs from base 259 to 1986 and encodes 575 amino acids.
UCUCUCUCCUCCCUCCUUGCUCAACCUGCUUAUCUGAACUGGGCAGGGCUCGAUACACUCACAGCACAGGGGGAGGGCCUUGUCUGCUUUCAAUCAAUAACCUCUGGAAUUCAGAAAUACAAGUAGGUCCUGUCUGUGGCAGGCUGUACCACACCGAGGAGGGCGGGCUCCAAAGCACACUCGACCGAGUCUCUAUCUGCUCCUGGCUUUCUAUCAGAGCGUUUCCUCAGGCCUUGACGGUGUUGUGAGUCCAUCACAAUGGCUGACCACACUUCUCCAGACUACUUCAGCUGCACUUUGUGCCAGAGCCUCCUCAAGGACCCCGUGGCGAUCCCCUGCGGCCACAGCUUCUGCAUGGACUGCAUCAGCGGCUACUGGAACGAAGCUGACUACACAGGGAUUUACAUCUGCCCACAAUGUAAGAUCACCUUCACCCAGAGGCCUGUCUUGAGGCCUAAUGCCACCCUGAGUAUGGUGGCUGAGAAGAUCAAGAAGAGCGGCCUGAACCUUAAUAUCAAUGCCUCCCAGGGGAACAUCUACGCUGGGCCCGGUGAUGUCCCUUGUGAUUUCUGCUCUGGGAAGAGACUCAAAGCUGUGAAAUCUUGUCUCAACUGCCUGGCGUCCUACUGUGAGAAACAUUCAAAGUCUCACUACGAGUCACCCACCUUCAAGAACCAUAAGCUGGUGGAUGCUCUGCGCAACCUGGACAGGAAGAUCUGCCCGCAGCACCAAAAGUCCCUGGAGCUUUUCUGUCGGACAGACCAGAUGUGUAUCUGUGCUAUCUGCACUGUCAGUGAACACAAGGGCCAUGACAUUGUGUCUGCUGAGGCUGAGAGAGGAGAGAAGCAGAAACUCCUGGGAAUCUCCCAAGCUGAGAUCAAACAGAAAUGUCAGGAGAGGGUGAAGGAGCUGGAGGAGCUGAAGACGGCCGUGGAUUCACUCAAGAACUCAGCUCAGAGGGCGAUGGUGGAGAGCCAGAAGAUGUUUGAGGACAUGAUCCGCUCCAUUGAGAGGAUGAGAUCAGAGGUCACCAAGCUGAUCGGCAUCAAUGAGAAGGCCGCUUUCAACCAGGCCGAGGUAUUGAUUGAGAGACUGGAGCAGGAGAUCGAUGAGCUGAAGAAGAAGGAGACUGGGCUCAAGCAGCUGUACAGCACUGAGGACCACAUCCACUUUCUGCAGAACUUUAACUACCUGUGCACACCCACUGAUGACGGCUUCAUCCCCAAAGUGACAUUGAACCCUGACUUCUCCUUCGCGGCCGUGAGGAAAGCUGUGUCUGAGAUCAAGGAACGCUUGGAGGAGUACGGCAGAGAAGAGCUGCUAAGUAUCUCCAAAUCAGUGAAUGAAGUCCCAGUUUACAUGACAGAAAGCAGAACACUGGACAGAAGGAGCAGAGGCAAAGAGGUCAUGACGGUGGACAACACUCCUCCUCCAGAGCCCAAGACCAGAGCAGAGUUUGUCAAAUACUUCUGCCCGCUCAAACUGGACCCCAACACGGCCUACAAAGAGCUCUACAUCUCUGAAAACAGCAGGAAAGUCAUCCGUACCCGAGAUCUUCAGCCAUACGGAGAAAACUCAGACAGAUUUGACAGCUUCGCUCAGGUUCUGUGCAGGGAGGCUUUAUCAGGAGGCCGCUUCUACUGGGAGAUUGAGUGGAGCGGCGAGUUCUCCAUCGGUGUGGCCUACAGGAGCAUCAGCAGGAAGGGUAAAGGCUCGCUAUGCCUGCUUGGAUACAACGACAAAUCCUGGAGCCUCCUCUGCUCUGACACGGGUUACUCUGCCUGGCACAACCGUGUCGAUAAAACCAUCAACGCCCCCCACUCCCCCAGGAUAGGCGUGUACCUGGACCACACGGCGGGCGUGUUAGCAUUUUAUAGCAUAGGGAACACCAUGAACCUGCUGCACCGGUUCGAGACCACGUUUGUUGAGCCUCUUUUUCCGGGAUUUGGCGUGGGAACAUCUGUCAAGAUCUGCAACCUCAAAUAAACACUAAGCUCUAUUUUUCCUUCAUUGUCUCAUCAUUACCAGCAGUGCUUUAUAUAUAUUUUUGAAACAGUACCAUACCAUAUAAAUGACGUUUUAUUGCUUAAUUUUUGUUCCUGCCAAAUAUGUACAUAGUUUUCUAACUUUACAUAUCACUUAUUUUUGCAUAUUUCAAAUCACAUUUUAUUGAUAGAUUUCGAUGUCUUAUUGAAAAGCAUGAUCACCACAUAAUCACACAAGUAAAAUACAAAGAGAAGUGUUAUUUAACAUCUGAUUAUAACUGCUGGAUAAUAUUUAAACAUGUCAGUAUCUCAUACGUUGGAGCCAAACCUUCAAGUGUUACCUGAUCCCAUGUGUUGUUAUAGAUCACAAUUUUACAUUUACACAUUACUUCAUAAAUGAUAUACUGAUGAUGCUGAGUCACAGUUGGUCUAUUUGCUCUUGAUAAGCCAUUACUUCACUUGUCAACCCUACUGUGUUAUAACACAAAGGCUAUGUAAACACUGGUGUGACUGGUCUGAGUGAUACAAUAUUGUCCAUGCUGGUGCAUUAAUGUGUGUUGUUUUACAUUCAGCACACCCAGAAGAACAUUUCAUUCUGUCAUGUUUUUAUGUUAUCUAAUAGUCAUGUCAGUCAUUAAGUGUCUUUACAGUUUAUUUUUCAUUUGGACUAACCUUUAUUUAAUUUUAUCUAUAUGUACUUAUGUAAUGGACAUCCAGAGUAUAAUUGAUAUCAACAGAAGACUUGUUUUGUAACAAAGUUGUUCAUUAAAAGUGCUAA